Lampris incognitus (smalleye Pacific opah) is the source of this 2283-nucleotide messenger RNA. RefSeq lists its product as uncharacterized. The coding region runs from base 127 to 1737 and encodes 536 amino acids. The transcript is spliced from 17 exons. The record is from RefSeq and is a predicted model, not a curated record. Gene Ontology annotation, cellular component: lysosomal membrane; lumenal side of endoplasmic reticulum membrane; cytoplasmic side of endoplasmic reticulum membrane. NCBI's taxonomy places the organism in Eukaryota, Metazoa, Chordata, Actinopteri, Lampriformes, Lampridae. Gene Ontology annotation, molecular function: aspartic endopeptidase activity, intramembrane cleaving. Gene Ontology annotation, biological process: membrane protein proteolysis.
AACAACAAUGACGCCAAUACGACGAGUAACAUAACCAACGAGGCGAGCUGGGAAGUAUUGCGUGUUUUAUACAAGUCCAUUAAUGCGGGUGCUGCGCGAAUUUGUGGAAAAGCGAAUGUUACCAGUAUGCCAAAAGCCGUCGGGAUCGUUAUUUUAUCGGUGGUCCUCUGGACGUCGCAGAUAGACUGCCAAGAGGCUAUCCUCCACAUAGACAAUGGAACUGCAAACAAGGAGUACUGCCUUGUUUACAGUCAGAGUUGGACGUCCCUCUCGCAAACUCUUGAGAAUGCCGAGCCGUAUCCACUGGUGAAUCUGACAUCCACUGUGCUGUGUGACCCCUCAGGGGUCAAACCAGAUGCAGUUCAGGGCAAGGUGCCGGUAGUGAUGAGGGGCGAAUGUGACUUCAGCCAGAAAGUGUUGGUUGCUCAGGGCCUUGGAGCCAAGGCUCUGCUCAUUGCCAGCAACACUUCUUUGAUUACUCCAUCAGCCAAUGAGUCAGAGUAUGCAAAGGUCUACAUUCCUCUGGCUCUCAUGAGAUAUAGAGACUUCCUUGAUGCACAAAAGGUGUUUGGUGAAAGGAUGGAAGUGAAACUGUAUGCUCCACCACAAACCAAAAUUGAUCCAAGCAUUGCAGUCAUGCUGCUGAUUUCUAUUUCCACUGUUGCCUUGGGAGGGUACUGGAGUGGGGCUUGUGAGAGAGAGCGCUUGAGCAAUAUUGCAGCUGGUGGAGGGAAGGGAGAACCCAAAGCAGAUAGUGGAGAUCUGUCCCUUUACUCUCCUCUCAAAGUGGUCAUCUUUGUAGCCCUGAUGUGUGGGAUGCUGGUCCUUAUGUACUUCUUCUACAAUAUUCUUGUUUACGUCAUCAUUGCCAUAUUCUGCCUGGCGUCUGCCACAGCACUGUUCAGCUGUCUAGACGCAGUGUUGGACAAGAUAGGCUGCGGCACUAUGAGUUUCUCUAUUCGGAAUUGGAGCUUCUCUGUGAGGUCUCUUAUAUUGGCUGCGGUGUGCAUCAGCAUAGCUGUGAUCUGGGGGGUCUAUAGGAAUGAAGAUGGAUGGAUCUGGAUCUUGCAGGACCUUCUUGGCAUUGCCUUCUGCCUCAACUUCAUGAAGACCAUUUCACUGUCCAAUUUCAAGAUCUGUGUGAUUCUGCUUAGUUUGCUGCUUGUGUACGAUGUCUUCUUCGUUUUCAUCACUCCUUUCUUCACUAAGAAUGGAGUGAGCAUUAUGGUGCAGGUUGCUUUGGGCCCUGAUGCAUCUGGAGAGAAAACACAGGGUAACAUGGUGGAGGUCCCUGCCGAACCCCAGGCGCCCUCUGAGAAAUUGCCAGUGGUGAUGCGUGUCCCACGUUUCGCAGCCUGGGCUCAGAACUUGUGUGGGAUGCAGUUCUCUAUUCUGGGAUAUGGCGACAUCAUCGUUCCAGGUCUGCUUGUGGCCUACUGCAGCAGGUUUGAUGUAUGGAUCAACAGCACCAAGAAGAUCUACUUCGUCAGCAGCUGCAUAGCAUAUCUCCUGGGCAUGGGAGUGACAUUUGCUGUGAUGCUGUUAUCAGGAAUGGGCCAGCCCGCUCUGCUCUACCUGGUGCCAUUCACCCUGAUAACCUCAUGCCUGGUGGCUGUUUAUAGGGGAGAGAUUAAGCAAUUCUGGGCAGGAACUACAUAUGAGGUGUUGGACUCAUCCAGGGAACCAUUGUUGCCAGAGGGAAGAGCUGACUGCUCCGUAGGAGGAGAAAGAUGCUGAUUUAUGCUAAUGGGAAAGGAACCAACUGCUGACAUUUUUGGAUGACCAUUUGGUUAUGAACAUUUGCAGAGCAAGGGAACAUAAUUUUUGAUCAACAGAGGUUUUUAGUAAAAAUUGUUCACUGUAACUAAUUUGAAGGGUUGGGAGGGUAGUUUUCUGGUGACUAAUAAAUACCGCCUAGAUAGAACAGACAGAUGCUUUACAGGUUUCAUAGGCUGAUUUGUUUCUGAAAAUGGCACAAACAUCAUGACAUUAAGUUCAAGUCAGGAAACCUGCUAUGAUGUUGCCUACAUAUGAUGCCUUGGUGAUAAUAGCAUACAACUGAAUGAGAAAGCACUUUAGAAUACUCACUUUCUGCUGAUGUUUCAAGGAUGGGGCUAGGGUGUUGGACAACUAGCCAGAAAAUGACAACUUUUUGAAUGGUGUUUUGGGUUUCUGUGUAAAUUGUGAAACUGAUUCACAUAAUUUCUUUCAUUGCCUUAUAUAUCAAAUGAAUUGCUUAUUUCUGUUUUGCGGAGGUUUAUUUGAAUAAAAAAUACUUCUUUA